AGAUUCAUAGUCUCUUAUCUUUAUUUUCUGAUUAUCUGUGGUUUUAUAGCGAAAAAGUCCAAGUUGAUUCCGGAUCUGAAGUUAAAAACUUACGUUUUUAUUUAUUUAUUUAAUAUUUUAUUAUUAUAAUCCUCGACUGUAUUAAAAUUUCUAUUAAGAACUAUGAGCGGUGAAGGUAUAUCCCCUGAGGAGGUGGAGGCACUGUGCCGGACCCCUGAUGCUAUUACUAAGGACUUCAUGUUCCAACAAACAAUGUAUCGAAUUAAAGAUCCACGGAAAUCCAUUCCAUUCUACACCGGUGUCCUGGGUAUGACCUUACUGAAUCAGCUCCAUUUUCCUGAAAUGAAGUUCUCCUUAUUCUUCAUGGGCUAUGAGAAUCCGGCUGAAGUGCCAUCCGACAAACUCACAAGGAGAAUGUGGGCCAUGACGAAGAAGGCAACUCUGGAACUGACAUACAAUUGGGGCACGGAGAGCGACGACUCCAGCUACCACAACGGCAACUCGGACCCGAGAGGCUUCGGCCACAUUGGUAUCCUGGUGCCUGAUGUAGAAGCCGCGUGUGCUCGGUUUGAACAAUUAGGAGUGAAAUUCAUCAAGCGACCACAAGACGGCAAGAUGAAGGGGCUGGCCUUCAUUCAGGAUCCAGACGGUUACUGGAUCGAGAUCUUCGGCUGUAACGUCGUGUCCUAAAUGCCGAUAUGUAGGGUAAGAGUACCAAAUUUUGACACCAGUAGAUAUUAUGUUGCAGUUGGAAAAUACUCCUUUCCUAUUUUAAAUAGUUGACAUUAAUUUUCUAAUGUUUUUUUUUUUUUUUAAAGAACACUUAUUGAAUGAAUUCAAUUAAUUUGUCAUGCAUUUUAAACUGUUUUAGAGAUUGAGUUAAUAAGAAAGAUGCAUAUUUGCUAUAAAAAUUGUCAUUUCUUUUUUUAAAUCGAACUAUUUAUUUAUUUCAUAUAUAAUUAUUUCGAUAGAAAUAUAUAAAAAUGCUUUAUUAAAUAUACCAAGAGUAAAAAAGAGUGAUUAUAUUGGUAAAAGCAAGACUUGAUUUUGUUAUCUUUGAUUUAAGAGAUUUUUUUUACGGAUGUAAUAAAUUUCAGUUCUAGUCCAGCAUUUUAAUGACAGUUUCUGUUAUGAAUUUGACUGUAUAUUUUUUUUUAUGAAAUCUUUUACAAUACCUACAGGCGAGCCUACAGUCUCCCAAAUUGGUUUAAUAAGGCUGUUUUCUAUUAAAAUGAAAUUAUUCGAGUAAUUAAAUUUAAAUGCAAUAUUUUUUAAAUCCUAACUUGUAGGAUUCACAGUGAAGACAAUGUAGGUAUGAUGAGAUUUUUCAAUUAUAUAUAUAUAAGGUGUUACCAAAUUAUCUGCAUUCCCUUUAAAGGGAUAUAGUAUUACGUAUAUACGUUACAAUAAUGAUAGAAUUUCGUGUCUCAAAUGUCAUAACAUUUUUCAUACAAAAAAAAAAAUCCUUAAUGUAAAUCUUUCAACCUGUGUAAAAAGAGUCUUAAAAAACGUUACGCUAAAACUGUCGGAGUGAUCGCGACCAACAAUGUGAUAGGGAAAAGUAUAGUUAUUAGGACGGUUUUACAAGUAAUGAAGAAAUUUAAAUAUAUAU
This is a messenger RNA of Galleria mellonella (greater wax moth), 1612 nucleotides long. It is a transcript of the gene Glo1, whose product is annotated as lactoylglutathione lyase. Lineage: Eukaryota; Metazoa; Arthropoda; Insecta; Lepidoptera; Pyralidae. The coding region runs from base 163 to 690 and encodes 175 amino acids. Gene Ontology annotation, molecular function: metal ion binding; lactoylglutathione lyase activity. The record is from RefSeq and is a predicted model, not a curated record. The transcript is spliced from 5 exons.